Molecule: messenger RNA, 1331 nt
Organism: Gaeumannomyces tritici R3-111a-1
Lineage: Eukaryota; Fungi; Ascomycota; Sordariomycetes; Magnaporthales; Magnaporthaceae
Exons: 3
Coding region: 42-1166 (374 amino acids)
Source: RefSeq, a predicted model, not a curated record
ACUCACUCACUCACACUCAUCCCCCACGCGCAUCGCAAGCCAUGGCGGCCCUCCCGAUGGCCUCGCUCGCGCGGCACCCCUUCUUCCUCCUGGCCACCAUCUACGCGCACUGGGGCGUCCUGAUGGUGGCCGCGGCCUACAGGCUCGUGGACCCGUCGCUGCCCGAGCUCGGCUUCUUGAGCUACUGCGUCUGCAUCGGCUUCGAGGCCGUGCUGUACGCGAACCGCCACCUCUGCGUCACCGACCGCGCCCCACCGCCGCCCGACGUGGCCGCAGCAGGAGGCAGCGGCAGCAGCAGCACGUGGAAGAAGAAGGCGUGCUGGGCCGCGCGCGAGGUGCUGUUCGCGCCCCGCGGCGAGAUGUCCGACGCCAGCCUGCCGCCCUUUGACGGCUCCGACGCCGCCUACGUGCCGUCGCGCCGCGCCUUCCUGGCCGAGCACGCGGCGAUCUUGCUGCUGGCCGUGUUGGCGAGGCGGGCCUUCGACGUGGUCGACGGGGCCUACUGGUACCAGACGGUCGAGGACAACUACGGCCCGGCGCGCGAGGGCAUCCUGCGGCGGGCGCUGCUGUCGUCGUCAUCGUCGUCGUCGUCGUCGCCGGCCGUGGCGUGGCGCGAGGCCGGCGUGCGUGCCUGGCUGGCCGUGCAGUUCAACUUCCCGACCUACGCCGACUGGCAGGCCAUCUACUCGCUCUGCGCCCUGGGCGCCGUCGGGGUCCUGGGCCACGACCACGCACGGUGGCGGCCGCUGUUUGGCGACGUGCGCGAGGCCUAUACGCUGCGGCGGUACUGGGGUGUGUUUUGGCAGCAGUUCCACCGCACUGCCUUCGUCACGCACGCGAGGUUGCUGGCGGUCCACGUCUUGCGUAUCCGGAAUCGAGCCAUGCAGCGCGCCGUCAUCGGCAUCCUGGUCUUUGCUCUCUUGGCUCUGAUGCAUGCUUUAUGCCUCAAGGCCCAAGGGCCUAGGUGCGAUACGUGGCCCGUCAUUCGCUGGUGGUUGCUGGUUGGGGGAGCGAUUAUUGUUGAAGAUCUGGUCUGUCUGGCUCUGCGGCGAUUAGUCCGUCCCGCACGAUGGACCUAUCUCGUCGGCUAUGUCUGGGUUUUCUUCUUCUUCUGGUGGUCGAGGCCAAAAAUCGAUUUCCCCACCGUCGACUGUGAAGCGCUGUAAUGGAGCGCGAGGCAGGUGGCAGUUUAUGGAGAAAAUGAUCAACACAAGAGCCCAUGGCAAACAAACACAGAAUACAAGACAUUGAGGGCGAGCCAGUAAGUCCCGCAAUAAGUGCACCAGGCUCAACCAUAUGUAUAUACUACGCAAAAAGACGCUUACAGAGGC